AUGGAGGAGACCUAGAAGAAUGAAAAUUACAACUGUAAUUUCCUAUACGCCGUACUCCGUACCUGGCCUCGACUAAUGCCAGGUCUUGGCGUAAAAAAUGUCAGGUUUACACCAGCCUGCAACGCGCAAAAAAAAUGUGUGGAGGCGGCAGACAAAAUUUCCCCUCACACAAUAUCAAAAGGAUUCUAUCUGGAAAAAUACCCAGAGAUUGUCUUCUAGUAUUAAUGUUUUGAACAAUCAUUCAGAGACUACUUUUUCAAAGACGCGAUUCUGUUCUCAGUUGCUCUACAUUUCAUUUUCUUGGUCUGACAGAGAGCUCCAUUCUCUUAACAACUCUCUUUCCUCCGCAUCGCUUCCCCGCACAUAACGGCCAGCGCGGAAUGGCAGAGGCACAGAAACCCACUGGAAUGGGAGCAAACCCAAAUGCUGAGGCAGAAAAGGAUGUCCAGGAUGUUCUUGCAGAGCUGAAGGCUGAGGAAGCCGGCAAGCAAGAGAAGGAGGAAGAGGCCCCGGCUUCGACCGAGCCAGAAAAGACAGAAUCCCCAGCGAACGGCGCUCAAGCUGAUGCCGAAGCGGAAGAAGAGGCUAGAAUCAUUGCAGCUGCGAACAAGUUAGGCCAGGAGUCAGCCCCGGAGGAUAAGUCGAAGCAAGAAAAAGGUGGGCGUGGAGGUUCUCGGAGCGCCCCAGGCGGAGAAAAGAAACGGGUGAACUAUAGGGACAAUAUCAAGUCAGAUGUGACUACAUUGGAACAAACCAGCGAUCCGGAGCAGAUUCGCAAACAGGUUGAGUUUUACUUCUCCGAUUCUAAUCUUCCCAUGGACAAAUUCUUGCUCUCCAAAGUUGGUGGCAGCGAAAACAACCCCGUCGAACUAUCCCUACUUCAUUCAUUUAAGCGGAUGAGACGUUUCCAGCCCUUCAGCGCCAUUGUCGACGCCCUCAAGGACUCUCAAACCCUCGAGCUCACCAAUGACAAUACCUGCGUUCGGCGCAAGGUGCCGCUUCCAGAAUCUGCGACUGAAAGUGGAAAGGAGUCGGUUGCAAAAGUAUUCGAGGACAAGGCCAUGCACCGCAGCAUUUAUGCUAAAGGCUUUGGUAAAGAAGAACCAAGUACACAAUUCGACAUUGAAGCCUUCUUUGCUCCUUAUGGACCGACCAAUGCUGUCCGCCUCCGACGCACCAACGAAAAGAUUUUCAAGGGGAGCGUGUUUGUCGAAUUCGACUCUGAGGAGUCUCAAAAAAAAUUCCUAGCUCUUGAUCCAAAGCCCAAGUGGAAAGGAACCACUGAGUUACUCAUUAAGAGCAAAAAGGAGUACUGUGACGAGAAGCUCAAAGAAAUCGAAGCCGGGCGGCUCAAGCCGAGCAAGAAUCGUGGGCCCUUCAGAGGCAGAGGCAGAGGCCGUGGCCGUGGACGUGGAGAUAGUCGUGACUGGAAAGACCGGAGAGCCGAUGAUCAAAAGCGCGGAUUCGGUAAAGGCAGAGGUGGCCAUCGUGGUCGCGGAAAUAGGGAUAGAGACGGCGGACGCCCAGAGGUGCUGAAAGAUGCCCGCGGUGUUCCCAUCGUCCAAGUUUCCGAAGGCCUCAAGUCCAAGGAAGCCACCACCACUGCUGGUCAGAAACGCGCUCGUGAGGAAGAUGCCCCGGCGAAUGGAAACCAUGCUGCCUCGAGCAAUAUUGAAAAUGGUGAUAGACCCACGAAAAAGGUUGAUACCAAAGAGGGUUGAAAAGAUUUGAUUGUAAGGUAAAGAAAAAGUACAGGGUCAACGAUAAUACUAACAUGUUUUAUAUAAAACACACAGAGGGAGGAUGGGACCGGUUUCUCGGCAUCACUUCUAGGCGCAAAAUGGAUCAGGGCAAUCACUGGGAUCUUUGAAUUCGCUAGCCAGUCUAUGGUCUGUAUUCUUUGGGAUGUGCAACCGUGUAUGUAUAUACAAUAUGUACAGGGCGCUACCUAUGUCUUCUGAUCAAAAUGCAAUGUGUCUAGGCACUCACUUAAGUUGAAUGGACACAUAUUCAAUAUGUAUUAUCAGCGUUCUGUUAUAAUAUGAAUCUGGUGUGCUUUUAC
Messenger RNA from Coccidioides posadasii C735 delta SOWgp, 2062 nucleotides. The record is from RefSeq and is a predicted model, not a curated record. NCBI's taxonomy places the organism in Eukaryota, Fungi, Ascomycota, Eurotiomycetes, Onygenales, Onygenaceae.